ACAAGUCCAAGGUAGAAAGUAUAUAUUAACAAGCUUACUUUUGCAUUCAACGUUAUAUUGAGAUAUUCAAUAUUCAAAUUGCUAAUCUAAGGGAGGUAUAGGUUUUAUUAAUUUUAGCAUAUAUGUCAAUAAAACUCAAUUUUGGGGUUUUUGAAAUGUUUGUAUCACUGCCACAUGCUCUUUGUUGUGUCGAUAGUAUUAAUAUUUAAAAUAUAUAUCUUGUAUUUUGUAGCUUUAAAAUUUUUUUUAAAGACAACAGAUAAAAGAUAGCACAGUUGAAGCAGCAUUUCAAGCAUCUUAAUUUACAAUGGCUUCUCCUAAAGGAAAAAGCAGUCGACUGGGAGCAGUUUUGCAGCAACUUGAUCAAGCAUUGAGAGAAAAUAAAAUGCAGAUAAAAUCAGAGGAGGAUAACGAUGUUGGUCAAGUGAGGCAACUAACAACUAAGCUUCACCAACUUUUACAAAGUCAAGAAAAAUGUUGCAAAAGCUUCUUAUCUAAACACAAAGAUGGGAUUUCACUUCUUUUUGAGAUACUAAAGUUUACCUGCAUGUUUGAUCACCAGACAACUUAUUUGGUUACAGAUUCAUUGUGCCUUCUCAUUACUGUUGGUAAAGGACUUACAAUACUUUUUGAUGCUGGCAUCUUGCGUGUUGUAAUGGAAUCAUUUGUAAACGCAACAAAAAGUUAUUCGUCAUGGAUUCCAGAAUUUGAAGACAUGUGGAUAUCUUUCCACACUUUGUUAAUCAAAAUAGCAACUAAAGAAAAAAGGUUUGGAAGUGUUUUACGUCUGAGCGGAGCUUUAGAUGCAUCUUUAUCCAUUAUGAAAUCUGCACCAUUAAAUAGUAGAGUACUAUUACCCAUCAUUCAACUGAUGAAGACAGCAUCGAGUAGUGUUGCCAAUAGCAAUAUAAUGAUUAAAAGGGAUGUAAUCAAUAUAAUAUUGAAGUUGAUUCCAUCGUGUGGUCAGAGAAAGAUGCAACUGCUUAAAAACUGCUUGGAAUUGUUGCAUGCAUUGUGUAAAUCCAAAACAGGAGCAAAGAAAGCUGUCAACCAAACAGUUAUAUCUCUUAUGUUAUCCUUGUAUCAAGAAUGGCAUCGGUCUGAUCAUCGGAAUCGUCACAUUUCUAUUCGAAAGUCUAUAUUAAAUGUUAUAAAGGCUUGCACUUUGUAUACUUUCGGAAGAAAAUCAUUUUUAUCAAUAGAAGGAUAUAGAACAUUGUACUUUCUUGGUUUGGAAGGAAUUGACAAUAAACAACUUGAUAGUGUAAUACGUUUAAUUAUCAUGAUUCUAAGAAAGUGUACUAAAGAAAACAAGCUGCAGAUAAAAUCAUCAAAAAGUUGUUUUUCAUUCUCCUUCUCGACGAAAAGCAAUGAAAAUUGUCUCAACUGUAAGACUUCUGAAGAAUCUGAGUUUGAAGCUACUAGUUCAGACACCUAUACUGAUGAUGUGGUUUCAGAGUCUGAAGGAGAUGGCGAAGAUGAAGAAGACAAUUAUGAACAAGAGUCAUGCAAUGACAACAACAGGGUAUCAAACGAGAAUGCUAUACUAAGCGAUAACAUUACAAUCAAUGGCACUGAACCCAACAGAGAUUGUUCUGAGGAACAAAUCAAUAUUGUUAAUUUUGACUACUACAAGAAAUUUUUUCCAGAGCUUUCAUUAAGUCAGGUUGUCACGAAGGAACGUUCAAAUCCAUUGAUUCGCAUUCCUACAGCAGAACUGAUGGGUAAUAUAAAUGAAUCAACAAAUGACCUGGACUUUGAUGAUGCAAAUGAUUCGAAUAACAGCACUGAAGAGUGUUGUAUCCAGUUAAAGAUGUCUUCUAUCGAAUCUACAAACUUAUGCUGUGUUGAGUCACAUGAUGAUCAAUUAUCCAGUCACAUACUAGCUCAUAAGUUAUCCAAUCAUCAAUAUUGUUCUACUGUUGUUGAUUCCACAGCAUCAAACAAAGUAAAAAGUGUGUCACCAUUCGUGAAAGAAACUGCUGUUAGUAUCCAUGGCCAUCUUCCGCCUGUAGAACCAGAAGAAUUACUGCCCAAAACAACAAAUUUGUCAAGAGUAAUGAUGUUUCAAGAUUUUGCUCGUAUUGUAUUCCCAGACAAGGUUGUCAACAGAACCGUAUUCGAUUUGGACAUUCUAACACGAAACAAUUCCUCGUCAAAUGUUGAAAAUGUCUUGUUGAAAACUGCUAGUUCACCUAUGAAGAAAAGUAGAUCAGCUACAAAAUUAUCACCAGGAAAGAGAAACAGUACAGCAGGACUCUCAAGUUUAUCAAAAGAAGAAAUCCUCAAAGCAUCUCCGUUAAGUUUUGAAUCUCGUUUUGAAAGUGGAAACUUGAGGAAAGCAAUACAGAUACGGCAAUAUGAGUACGAUUUAAUUUUAAAUGCUGACGUCAACACAAAUCAUCACCAUCAGUGGUUCUUUUUCCAGGUGGAAAACAUGACAAACGACGUAGACUAUCGUUUCAAUAUCAUCAAUUGCGAGAAAGCUAACAGUCAAUUAAAUUUUGGCAUGCAACCAGUGAUAUACUCUGAACGAGAUGCUAAAGAUGGUAACCCUGGCUGGGAAAGGAUUGGUAGUAACGUUUGUUACUAUAGAAACUUCUUUGUUCGUGGUGGACAGAACUUCAAGUAUUACUUCACGGCUACGUUUACAAUAAAAUUUAGUUACGCGAAUGACACGUGCUAUAUCGCUUACCAUUAUCCGUACACGGCUACCAUGUUAAAUUUACAUCUGCAUCGCCUUGAAAAUACUCUUCUUCCCAUGAUAUUUUUUCGUAAAGAACUUUUAUGUCAAACUUUAUCCAAAAACGAUGUUUACCUUCUCACCGUAACUAGUCUGCCAUUUUCAAAGUUUGAGGAUGUUGCUAGGAGACCUUAUGUUUUGUUAACGGCCAGAGUUCAUCCGGGCGAAAGUAAUUCCAGUUGGAUAAUGAAAGGGGUGUUAGACUUUCUGCUUGGUAAUGAUGACUUAGCAAGACAGCUUCGCUUGAUGUUUAUCUUCAAGAUAGUUCCCAUGUUGAAUCCUGAUGGUGUCAUCAACGGAUGUCAUCGCUGUUCGUUGUCUGGUGAAGAUUUGAAUCGUCAGUGGAAACAUCCAGAUGAAAGACGUCAUCCAACGAUCUACCAUACAAAAUCUAUCCUACAAGUCAUGAAAGCUUUCAAUAAAACUCCUGUUGUCUUUGUGGACUUCCAUGGCCAUUCGCGCAAAAAGAACGUGUUUAUGUAUGGCUGCUCUUCUCCGCAGAUCGCAUCCUCUGACAGCCAUAUGUCUUUACACGGAGAAACAGAAGCUAAUCUAUCAUCUAGUACAUCUUUUGAGAGCUCUCCAAUGGAGAAGUUAAACAAGGAGUUAUUCUGGAACGACGACCCUGUCCAGCUUCUACCCCGAAUAAUGAGCUCAACAUGUCCCUGUUUCGCUCUCCAAAACUGCAACUUCACCGUAGAGAAAUCUAAAGAAGCUACGGCUCGUGUUGUUGGCUUUAGAGAGUUUGGAAUCACAAAUUGCUAUACGAUGGAGAGCACAUAUUGUGGUAUGGAUCAAGGUCCAUAUAAGGGAAAUCAGAUUGGUACUCGAGAAUUGGAAGAAACAGGUCGUUUCUUUUGUCUUAGUUUAUUGAGAUUAAGCUUGUCUACCAACAUACAGUUAAGUGAUGAAGCUAAUCUCGGUUUGUUAUGAAAAAAGCACUAUACUUCGCCAUGUAAGUUAGGUUGCUUUGCAGAAAAGGCAUUAGAUCUGGUUUUUUUUAAAAAGUUACGUGGUUAGCAAAAUAUUUGCGAAAAUUUUGGUAAACAGACUUGCACAUGAUGCAACCUUUUUAUAUUUCGGGAUAAUUUUAGUUAAAAUAAGUGAUGAGAAUGAAGAUAUACUUUGGUAGAAUCAAAAUAGAUCGGUAUUUUUACAAAUUCAUCCCCAAAAAGAUCGCACUUAUGCGUACACCUAUUAUUAUUUUAAGAGGUGUUUUAUAUAUAGUUUAAAACCAUAAGAAAAUCCAGUUUGUUGUGGAGUAGUUUUUGAAUUUGCAAAGUUUGUAAUGAUGGACGGUUUUUUUAUUGAAUAUAACAAAUUUAUUCCAACAAGUGAUGCGUACUUUACAGAAUAGGAACAGGCUUUAAAAUUGACGAGUUACGAAAGGUUGCAAAGCUUACGUAUCACAAUUGCGAUCUAGCAUUCGGUUCCCACCCCUAGCGCUCUGUGUAUUUGAGGCAAGCUAUCUUCAUAUCUAAAAUUGUUUACGAGUUGUCCGUAGCAAAAGCUAUGGAACAGGAUGUCACGCAUAUCCAAAAUAAUCAUUUAUGUCGUAUAAUUCUUUUAUAUUAUAACACGCAUAUCUUAUUGUUCAUUUCAGUUUUCAAGGACUAAAUCGAUUUUGUAAUCUACUUUCUACAAAUAAAUGAGUGAAAUUUAUAA
Molecule: messenger RNA, 4408 nt
Organism: Hydractinia symbiolongicarpus
Lineage: Eukaryota; Metazoa; Cnidaria; Hydrozoa; Anthoathecata; Hydractiniidae
Product: cytosolic carboxypeptidase 1-like
Exons: 25
Coding region: 308-3676 (1122 amino acids)
Biological process (GO): C-terminal protein deglutamylation; protein side chain deglutamylation; proteolysis
Molecular function (GO): zinc ion binding; metallocarboxypeptidase activity
Source: RefSeq, a predicted model, not a curated record